This is a messenger RNA of Meleagris gallopavo (turkey), 3050 nucleotides long. The record is from RefSeq and is a predicted model, not a curated record. NCBI's taxonomy places the organism in Eukaryota, Metazoa, Chordata, Aves, Galliformes, Phasianidae.
AGUGCAUUCUCAAAGAUGGGCAAAUGUCCUCAUGGUGCUGGGAUACAGGGGAUUGGAGACAAGAGCAAGUCAUGGCGGAAGAUCAAGAACAUGGUGCACUGGUCCCCGUUUGUGAUGUCCUUCAAGAAGAAGUACCCCUGGAUCCAGCUUGCAGGACAUGCAGGUAGUUUCAAGGCAGCAGCCAAUGGCAGGAUACUGAAGAAGCACUGUGAAUCAGAGCAGCGCUGCCUUGACCGCCUGAUGAACGAUGUCCUGAAGCCCUAUGUUCCUGCCUACCACGGGGAUGUCAUGAAGGACGGGGAGCGAUACAACCAGAUGGAAGAUCUGCUAGCUGAAUUUGACUCCCCCUGCGUUAUGGACUGCAAGAUGGGGGUCAGAACUUAUUUGGAGGAGGAGCUGAUAAAGGCCCGGAAGAAGCCAAGCCUGAGGAAGGACAUGUACCAGAAGAUGAUCGAGGUGGACCCCGAUGCUCCCACUGAAGAGGAGAACGUGCUGCGGGCAGUCACCAAGCCUCGCUACAUGCAGUGGAGGGAGACCAUUAGCUCCACUGCCACACUGGGCUUCAGGAUUGAGGGGAUAAAGAAAGAGGACGGCACUGUGAACCGGGACUUCAAGAAGACGCGGACAAAGGAACAGGUCACUGAGGCCUUCAGGGAGUUCACAAGGGGGAACCGCAACGUUCUGAAUAGUUACCUGAACCGGUUGAAGGGGAUCCGUGCCACCCUGGAGACAUCUCCAUUCUUCAAGUGCCACGAGGUAAUAGGGAGCUCCCUCCUCUUCAUUCACGACAAAAAGGAACAAGCCAAAGUCUGGAUGAUCGACUUUGGGAAAACCACCCCGCUGCCCGAGGGACAAGUUCUCCAGCACAAUGUGCCCUGGGUGGAAGGGAACAGAGAGGAUGGCUACCUCUGGGGGCUGGACAACCUCAUCCAGAUCCUGACAGACUUGUCCCAGAGCGAGGACUUGCAUUAAAGCCUGCGUCCGACUCUGCCACUACCCAAACCUGCCCCCAACUGACUCUUCUGAACUGCACUACAAGACACUUUCCAACCCUUGCCCUUCCAAUUUUAAAUCUAUACUCUCCCUAUUUAAGGUGGUUUCGUUGUGGUUUUAUUAUUUUUUAGGGUAUUUCCCCCCCCCCUACAUGUAAAUACAAAACUAACCUGCCAGAACAAAUGCUGAACUUGAAACCUUAGCUUCACAGAGUUGGUGGCAGCCUGGGAGGGGCUGGUUAGAUGGGCAUGUGCUUUUGCCUUUUGUGCAGCUUGGUUUUCAGGGAACCUUCCUCCCAGCUGGUUGUGGAUCAGGAAUGCUGCAGCCAGGCUCUGUGGUGCUGAAGGGCCCUCCCUACUCCAGCUUUAGAGGCUUCAUCCCAAAAACACCUCUGCCUGGGACCCUCCCAUACACAGGGGGCAUUAGCAAGGCUUAGAGAUGGUGAAGGGUUCUUGGUGGGAGGUAUCCUGUAGCUGCCUUUGCCAGCAUCUUUUGCCCUAGGAAACUGGCUGAGUCCUUAAGAGUCACUAGGAAGGCAGGUUUGGGUUUUUCUCUUUGUGUUGGAGCCAUCCACUUAACUCUGUUGAGGCUGCUCCACCAUUGAUGAGUUACUGCAGGGCCACGUGCUGGGUGCAGGGACCCAUCACGGCCAGGUGCAGGCAUUAGCACACUCCUGCCUGCAGUGGCAUGGGGGUGAUGCCAUGACUCCCUUGUUGGAGAUCCACCUCCAGCUCUCCCCAGCAAGCAUUUCCAACCCUCUGCAGGAACAAAGACUUUGCUAGGGCUGCAGGGAGAAAAGCAGCAUAGAGGAGACCACUGAAACCUAAGGCCAACCAGGUUGGCCGCUCUUCUUCUGGUGCAUGCUAAGGGCUGUGCUGCUGUAAGGGCUGUGCUGCCAUAGGGGCCGUGCUGCCAGCACCUGCUCCUGGCCAGGACCUCCCUCCUGCCCGCAGCACCUCCAACAUUCCCCUGGGGCCAGUUUCAUGCUCAGCAGGCAGGGGCUAGGGGGUUGCAGGGACGAGCAGCGUUCAAGGUGCCAUACCAGUCUUGAUCGGCAAAGCAGGGAGGGAGAAGGCACCCCUGUGCCUUCCCUUUUUUUUUUUUGCAAUGCUUGCAGGCUCUGCCCUCGGCCAUGAGCUCCCCAGCCUGCGUCCGGCCUCCUUGCUCCAAGUCCUGUAAAAACAAGCAGUUCCCUAUUCAGGGCGGAGGCUAUUUUUUGACUUCCUGGAACAUUUGAACUAAGCAGCUUGCUCGCAUCAGCGCUGGCUCACUAAAGGUCAGCUAUUGACAGACGGCGGGGCUGAGCUGCAGCCCCAGGCCCCGCUCAUCCCUCUGCAGGGGCGAUGCUCUGGGGCCGCCCCCUGGCACCACUCCCGGCUGCAGGUCGGUUUCUGGCAGUGACGAUGGGGACCAGGCCAUCAAUCUAGUCACAGCCGUGCCCCGGCCUCUGUCCCUGGUAUUGAGGUCCUCAAGGUUUACUUCAGCCCAUAGCUCUCCAUUGGAAAUGGUCACAGUGCUGCAGCUCUUUGUCAGGCUUUUGGGAGCAGCCCAUGCAGAAGUGCCUUACAGACUUGCCUCUGCUCCUUUAGCGUCACGGAAAAGGUUGGGUUGGUGGUUUUUUGUUUUUUUUUUUAAGUUAUAUUUAUUUCAUCCCAUUUUAAUUGCACAAAACACUAAAACUUAAUGCAUGGAAUCCCUGUUGUUUUAACUGUUUUCAGUUUUUAAACCAUCCCUUUUCCAGCUUUGGAGAAAGGAUUUGAACAGAUAUGCUUAGAUAUGUACCAGUUAUCGCUGUACUUUAGCUCUGAGUUGCUCUUAUAUAUAUAUAUAUUAAUUUUUAAGCCUGUUUAUAAACCAGAUCCCUCACUUGGUGGCUUCAGAAGAAGCGGACUGUUUCUCUCAGAUGCUGUUCCUGGAGGCCGGGAUGGUUGUUGUGAGCUGCUCCCCACUCCCACCUCCCCUUUGGACCAUUGGGUAACUGCUCUGGAACACCAACGCACAGUGCCUGUACCAAACUCCUGUAACGUUCCCAAUAAAGGCCUAUGGGAAGCAGCCUC